CGAAUGCAACAUUUGUCCUCAUUGACAGCAAAAUGAACUGGACUGAGGCCCAGAGCUACUGCAGAGAACACCACACAGACCUGGCCAGUGUGAGAAACGAGACGGAGAACCAGCAGAUUGUUGAGCUGUUACCUGCAGGCAUAUAUUGGAUCGGCCUUUACAGAGACUCCUGGAAGUGGUCCGAUGGAAGCAACUCCUCUUUCAAGUACUGGGCAGAAAAUAAACCUAACUACAGAGCUUUUAAGGUUUGUACGGCUGCAGCUUUCAACAACUCUGGAAAAUGGGAGGACUUGGACUGUGGAGUGAAGAAACCAUUCAUUUGCUACGGACCUGUGCCUGUUUCAAUGAAAAUGAUAAAGGUGAAGGUGGAUAAACCAAACGGUGUGGAUCUGAACGACCCCGCUUUUCUGGAUGCGAUGUUGGUGGAGGCGAAAAAGAACCUACGGGCCCAGGGAUUGGACGACAACGUCAAACUGGCCUGGAGGAACCAGCCGGAUGGACAAGUUUUCCACAAGGAGGAGGAGAAGAGGGAUGAGCUCUAAAGCUGAAUUGCUGUGUCGGCUUUUAUCAGAGAAAAGUGUAUUUCUUUCCUCAAAGUCCUCAUGCGACAGAAUUCGAUCAAUUAGUUACGAUCAUUUUGAUAGAAGAUAGAGAAUGUGAUGCUUUUCCUUGUUAUAUGGUUAUGAAUUUAAUAUGUUUAGGGUUUUUACUAUUGAAUGUAUUUGCUUGGCCGGUGGGAGAUAAUAAUAAAA
Molecule: messenger RNA, 752 nt
Organism: Trematomus bernacchii (emerald rockcod)
Lineage: Eukaryota; Metazoa; Chordata; Actinopteri; Perciformes; Nototheniidae
Product: lectin BRA-3-like
Exons: 3
Coding region: 33-542 (169 amino acids)
Source: RefSeq, a predicted model, not a curated record